This is a messenger RNA of Drosophila rhopaloa, 3327 nucleotides long. Its product is annotated as TBC1 domain family member 31. NCBI's taxonomy places the organism in Eukaryota, Metazoa, Arthropoda, Insecta, Diptera, Drosophilidae. Gene Ontology annotation, molecular function: protein binding. Gene Ontology annotation, cellular component: centrosome. The record is from RefSeq and is a predicted model, not a curated record.
UAUACAAACCGCUCCUCGAUAGGCUGCGAUUCAUUCAUAGGCGUACGCCGUACGGAUCAGGGGACAGUUACCCAUAGAAAAAUAUAAAUAAAUCAUAGAAUCAUUAAAUUAAUUUGACAGAGAACAAUCUGGCAGGUUCCUUAAUCAAUUGCUAUAGAAAAUCUUCUAUUUCUUUUUAAAUAAAGUUGUUUUUAAAUAUUACUCUGUUAAGAAUUUCGAUGCCUGAAGUACCCAUCCAUUGACAAAUGGAAAAUUAGUCUUAAUUUGUGAUAUUAAAAUGGAUGAGAUUGUAAAGACAGGUGUAAAGAAGGAGGAAAUCACGGGAGUUCCUUCCGUGACCCUGCACGGCAUCGGAAACACUCAGCAGGACGAAGCCGAAGUAGAGGCGGACAUAGAGGAGGGCUUGACCGAGGAGGACCUGGAGCUGGAGUCCACUUACCAGGAUGUGGACGAAGAGGACUCGGAUGUGACCCUCACUCAGGCCGACAUUGAGACUGGGCGCAGCUUGCCGUUAAGCGAUGCUCCGAUGCGCAAGUAUCCUUUCAAGCUGAAGCGAAACGAAUGCGGCAAUAUCCUCACCGUACACCAUACGGUGAAGGAAGCAGGCCAGCAGGUACGCAUCCAGAUUGCCGCCUGCUGUUUCAACGAGCUCAGCAACAAACUGGUGGUCAUUGAUAAGCGUGGCAAUGUGUUUGUCUUUGAUUUUGUGCACAAGCGCUACUGGCGCCUGGGAUUCCGGAUGCCCAAGGCCAAGCUGAUUCGUCCAUCACCCUUGCACAUAAGCGAAUACGUUGUGGGCAAUAAGGUGGGCCACAUGUUCAUCAUAGACGUAGACAAUUCGAUCCUUGGCGCUCACGGCGAGGUGGGUAAUGCCCCUCUAGAAGAGUUAAGCUGGAGCAAUCGUCUGCAGAAUCCCCGCUCCUCCAAUGCGCUGAUGCGCUUUGGCGGCGAGGCUGUCCUAGUGAACCUGCAAAUGCUGGAGGUAUCCCAUCAGCUUGAUUUCGAUGAGUCGCGCUACACACUAAAGUUCGCCGCCUUCCUGCCGAACUCCGACCAGUUCUUCAUAGGCUUCUCCAACGACUCGCUGCACGUGUGGUCCUCGCACUCACUGGGCACUUUGCGGAUGGCCCAACCGAUCAAGGCUAGAAAUCGCAAGCUGAGAUUGCUACCACCGGGAGAAUCCAUUCCGGAAAUAGUUCUGCGUGCCCCGGAUGAAAGUGACUUGGAGGACGACCUUACGUUCGACUGCCAGGAGUACGACUUUGCAGAUGGAUUGCUGCUCGGCUACUGUUUUACUCCCGAUGGCAACAAGAUGUGUCUGAGCACCUUGGAUGGUUACGUCUUGAUUUUGAGUGUGGCUUCUUUCGAUCUGGAGAAGCUCUAUCGCCUGAACGACUUCACUCUACGACAAAUGGCCUUCCUAGCGCAGCCCAAGGAGCGGAUUGUGUUUGGGAUUACGGCCCGGAACAACACAGACCACAAGCUGAUUGUACAGCGCUCCAACGCGAUUAGUUUGAGCCUGAGUCGAGAUGGCAAGCUGCUAAGUGUCACCUCUCGCUGUGGGGAGGUGAAUGUGUGGUCUACCUGUCGCCUGUUCAACGCCCUGCAAGCUCAGACUCGCUGCCUCAACCAGAUGAAGUCCAUAUUCAAGCAGCCGAAACCCCUGCCGCCCUGUAAUGUCAGUGGAGGCGUAAACCAGGAACUGCGACAUCUGCUUAAACCAGAGCGCUUGAAAGCCAUGCUCAAGGAGUACGGCUGCUACCCGGAGAAGUAUAGGUUCCUUAUUUGGACAUCCCUUUUGGACCUGCCAUGCAAUGGGCCACAGUUCCAGGCGCUGAUCAAACUGGGACCUCCUGUCAUCGUCAGAAAUAAGGCGAAGAAGCUGAAGAUCCGCAACGAUGCGCAGCGGCGUGUCGUGAUCAAGAUCUGGAGCUGCCUCGCCCAAUGGUGCAAGGUCCUAGCCCAUGCGGACUUUAUGCCACACCUCAUUUAUCCGUUCGUAAAACAGCUGCCCAAGAACGGUCUGGUUUCCUUCGAGGUGAUCGCCAGUCUGGUCCUGAACCAUUUUCAGCUGUGGUUCGAGUUUCAUCCGUUGCCGCCGUCGAACUACCUGGCCAUGUGCGAGAAUAUCCUGCAGCACUACGACGAACAGCUCUGCAAGUUUUACAAAUCCCAAGAGAUCCUGUCAAAGGACUACGCAUGGCCUCUACUGAACACUGCCUUCUCCGAGGUCCUGGAAGAGCAGCAGUGGCUGUCGCUCUGGGACAACAUCGUUUCGGAACAGCCCUGGUUCCUUGUCUUUCUGGUGGUGGCCUACAAUUUGAUCCACCGGGAGGUCAUUAUACGGCUGCCGGACAAGCGAUCCGUACUCUCGUUUUUUCACGAGCAGAACCCAGUGGACAUCAGCAAACUCCUUUCCAAGGCGCGCAGAUUGAUGGCCAAAUGUGAGCUCGCGUUGCACCCACAGCGAUUCAUGCAACGCUUCAGUCCCAUCCCAAAGAGCGUUUAUCCGAAGUUCCUCAAGUAUCCCAGCGAGUGGAUCGAGCAGCAGGAGGAGCAAACAGUCUCGCUGAUAAAGCACAACCAGGAGAUCGAUGCCCGCAUUCGCCAUCUGGAGUUGGAGGAGGUGCAGAUCAUGGAGCGCCUCGAGAACGGGAUCAAGCAGGAAGAGCACGCGCGUCGACUAAAGGAGAUGGAGAAACUAUACCAGGACACCAUCCACCGCGAGGAGGAGCGCAUCUCCUGCCAGCGCAAGAUGCUGCUCACCUACCAAAUGGAGGUUCGCAAGCGCAAGAGCGAAGUCAUCACCAAGUUGCAGGAGUCCGAGCAGCGGCGCAAGGUGUUAGAGAUGGAGAAGGACAUUGACUUGCUGAUGCACAGCAUCGAGCGCGAGCGUCGGCGCCACAACCAACAAAUGCAGCUGGCCGAGGAUGAGAUACGUAACCAGGAGAUGGAGCUCCUCGCCCAGCGUUACUACUCGGAUUCAGCGGGAGCUCCUCUGGCCCAGAAGUACUACGACAACAUUCAGAGCUUAUGCAGUCAGCGGGAUCAACUGCAGAAGAACUUGCGUGAUAUGACCAUGGAGCAGCUGCGCACUCCCGCGACCUCAUCCGUGCAAUAUAAUCCUCAGCUGGUGGACAUCGAGAACUCCAUUCUGGAAAUCCAGCGGGAAUUUACGGAAAUCAUAACCACAGAAACGACUGUUAGGGGAUGCAGGAGCAAUAUCUCUUAAGAAUUAGCUAAACUGUUUAAGGCCUUUUUGUACAAUUAAAUAUUUAAGAUAGGAUUAUUUACAUGGCACCAGAAAAUAAAUGGAUAAACAGGGCA